AUAUUAAUAACGUUUUGUCCGCCGCGUGUUGACACAAUUGACCGAAAGCUUUUAUUGGCCAAAACUGUGGCCGGAAAUACGGAGGGAAAAAGACCAGUCAGGAAAUGUCCAUAUUUGGAUAUAAAUAGUAAGCAUGCACCCAAAACAUACUGAACAUGUUCAAUCGGAAUAAAUAAUGAACCUAUUUAUGUUUCUACACUCAUAAUACAUUUAAAACAUAUUUAUCAUUCAUAUUCGUCACUCCACUCAAUCCAUUCACUCCUACUUUUCGUUAGCGGCGGCGUAUAUCAGAGGAAGGGGGAGGGGCUUGCUCCCUCGUUGCCAUGGCGACGUGUAAACUGAAGCCCUCCGUGUUGCUAACGAACGUAGCGUCUCGGCUCGUCGGUCAAAAAGUUGCAGUGAGGAAAGAAUCAUGUCGGAGGAAGAGCAGGAGGGCAACACCUCACAGGAGGAGCGAGUGGGUCUCGACGAGGAGCGGCAGGUGGGCAGGUCUAGUCCAGACGAGCAGCAGACUGAGGCCACGACUGAACAAUCUGAGAACGAUGAAGAAAAUGUGGAAAAUGCAUCAGCUGUAGCAGAAGAAAAGCAGACUGAUGGAUCCAACAAUGAGGGGGAAGAGGUGGAAAAGUCAGCAGUUACAGAAGAUCAGCAGACGGAGGCGACGACUGAACAAUCGGAAAACGACGAAGAAAAGUCAGCAGCUACAGAAGAUCAGCAGACGGAGGCGACGACUGAACAAUCGGAAAACGACGAAGAAAAGUCAGCAGCUACAGAAGAUCAGCAGACGGAGGCUACGACUGAACAGUCGGAAAACGACGAAGAAAAGUCAGAAGCUGCAGGAGAACUGCAGGCUGAUGGAUCCAACAAUGAGGGGGAACAGGUGGAAAAGUCAGCAGCUGCAGAAGAACCGCAGACUGGACAAACCAACAACGAUGAGGGAAAUGCGAAAACAUCUGCAGAUGAGCAGCAGGCUGACGCUCCGACUGAACGACCUGAAACUGAUGAGGAACAUGUGGAGAAGCCAACAGCUUCGGACGAGCAGCAGGCCGGUCAGUCCAACAAUGAGGGAGAAAAUGGAGGCGCUGCAGUUGAGCAGCAGCCUGACGCUCCCACUGAGCAGCAGCCUGACGCUCCCACUGAUCAGCAGCCUGACGCUCCCACUGAGCAGGCCAACAAGGAUGAAGGCAACGUGGAACAGUCUACAGCUCCAGGCACAAUGGCGGAGGACGAGAAGAGCGUAGCAGAGGUCGGCGACUUGCCUCCCGGCGCCGUCACCGUGGAGACGACGUCAUCAGACCCCCGCAAUCUGGCGGCAGAGCAGGAAGACACGCCCCAAGUCACCAACGCGAACCUGCAGACUGAUGAUGGCGCUGUCCACAAGGUGCCGGUGGAGAUUGAGCGUGCCUGUCUGGAGAAAGACUUCCUGGGCGGCUACAGGCACAAGUUGCUGGGCACAGAAUACCACCAUGCCGCUGCCCAGACUCCACGCAGGAGGAGGCCCGACCGAGGGGUGGUCGUGUUCAGCCGUGACACGCAGACCGCGGACCUGAUCUCCGAGCCCCAGCAGUGCCCGUCCAGCGUCACCACGCAGAUGACCAGCGUCGGCUGUUACAUCUCCAACCUCACGGACAAGCUGCUCAGCCCGAGAGGUUACGUCACGGCCGACGAAUACCACUCCACCCGACUGGACGCCGUGAUACGACUGCAGGCGCACACUCGCCGCUGGCUCAGCACCCGGGCGGUGGACCGUCUGAGGAGACAGCGCGACCGGCGGCUGGCCUGGAUGGACCUCCAGGAGAGGAGGAGGCGGGAAGAGAGGGAGGAGCAGAUGCAGGACAGCCGCAACCGCUGGAGCCAGCCGCAGAAGAGGGAGGACCUCAACCUGCUGUACCACGCCCUGGAGAAGUGGAGAAGUGACAAGGAGCACCAGAUCAACACCACUCUACGAGGCUCCGAGAGGAAGGCCGCCCUCUGCUCGCUGCUGGAGCAGGAGACGCAGUACAUCGCCACCAUCGGACGCCACGGCAUCGCCAUCAGGAGCAACAACUACAACAAAGCUGUCAGGAAGUUCCUGGACAAGUCGUCCACGCCUCAUCAGUGGCGAGCGGCAGACGGCCGCCUGAUCGAGAUGGACACUCCUGACACCAUCAGGGCCCGAGAGCUGGGAGAUCUUUACGACUGUGUGGCCAUGUCGCCCAUCAGCCAGGAGCAGAGGCUGGACAUCCUGCUUUGCCUCAAGCAGACUGUGGAGGAGCACCCGUGUCAGCUGACACGAGACAUCGUGGAGUUGCUGCACCGAGAGGAGGACCUGAUGAGACGUCAGGUCAAGUCGACCAACCUGGAGGGUCUGAGGAAGAGACUGUCCACACUCUUCCUCCAGUUCAUCAGGACCCCAGGAUUCAACCCAGAAGUGGCCAAGCACCUGAAAGUGCCUAAGAGCCCCUCCAUGCUGAAAAACGACGUCUUCCUCUGCCACGGCUGCCAGCGCUACCUGUGCUCCUCCCAGUUCAGGUCGUGCGCCAAAGCCCACCUGGGCCGGCGCUGUCUGGACUGCACCAGACUGAGGAACAUCGCCGGGAGCCGUGACGACUUCUCCUGCUACAAGAACAUGCUGAAGAGACUGCGGGACAGCGAGCUGGUCCUCAACAAGGACAACACCAUCCCCUUCCUCCUGCAGGUGGAGGACCUGCAGUACCUGGUGGAGGUGAUCUGGGGCGCUCGCUCGGCCCUCAGCGCCUGCAACGACGCCUUCAGCCUGGCGCUGGUCCGGUGGGAACGCCACAAGGACUGGAGCCCCUGGAACUGCAUCCUGCUCAGCAAGGAGGAGGUGGCCGCUCACCUGCAGGUGGAGGACGUGCACAAGGUGUACGACGCACCUGUCAUCCACGGCGUGGAACACAAGCACCUGCUGGCUCGCCGCCAGUACAACCAGAUCCCCACCAUGGUGACGCAGGCGCCCAAAGCCACCGUCGCCAAGUAUGGCAAGUUGUUUGCGUCGGGGCGCAUUAAAGGGAAGACCACCUGACAGACCCGCCAUGAGUCCUUGACCACAUACAUGAUGUUGACUUGCUGUUCUAACCACAAAGUCUAUGGCUACUGUGGAGAAUGCAUAUAUGUUUAAGAGUUCUUUCUUUAUUCAUAGUCAUGUUUAAAUCAGCUAGUGUUUUUCCAUUUGUACUCUUUCUAUUUUUUUUUAUCUUAUGUCCGCAAGUAAACUGUGUGUUUUACCUUGAAGGCUUGGAAUGUAGGAGUUGGAGUACUCCCUUUAUAUCUUAUCUGUAUUAGAACAAUGAGGCUGUAUUCCUUUCUGGACAGGGUGGGGGCUUUCUUCAUAUUCAAGAAGUUGUCUCUUCCGUUUGAAUGUUAGACCAAUUCGAGAAGCCGGUAUGAAUGUGGGCUGGUCUCCUGAAGCUUUAGUAAAACUUGAUAAUAUUCCUA
Nerophis lumbriciformis (worm pipefish) is the source of this 3438-nucleotide messenger RNA. RefSeq names its product IQ motif and ubiquitin domain containing (gene iqub). Gene Ontology annotation, cellular component: motile cilium; acrosomal vesicle. The record is from RefSeq and is a predicted model, not a curated record. Gene Ontology annotation, biological process: cilium assembly; flagellated sperm motility. NCBI's taxonomy places the organism in Eukaryota, Metazoa, Chordata, Actinopteri, Syngnathiformes, Syngnathidae.